Molecule: messenger RNA, 1610 nt
Organism: Peromyscus leucopus (white-footed mouse)
Lineage: Eukaryota; Metazoa; Chordata; Mammalia; Rodentia; Cricetidae
Gene: Cxcl16
Product: C-X-C motif chemokine ligand 16
Exons: 5
Coding region: 282-1061 (259 amino acids)
Biological process (GO): positive regulation of cell migration; response to type II interferon; T cell chemotaxis
Molecular function (GO): low-density lipoprotein particle receptor activity; scavenger receptor activity; chemokine activity
Source: RefSeq, a predicted model, not a curated record
CGACUGCUGGUGAGUCUAGAGUCGGGUGAAGGAGCUCCGCCUUCGGGGGUUCCCCGACGGACGUGGGACGUGGGAGCUGGGCGCAGCGCAGGCUCCCCGGUACUGACCAGGCGGUCGGUUCGGGAUAUCGCGCGGGGGACGGAGGGCACCACCACCUCGCGCCCUCUCCCCACCUGAGCUCCGCAGAACUUGAGGCAGGCGGGGUGAAGAAGCGAAAGCAAGAGAAUCAGCUGGAUGUCGGCGAGGUGCCCUGGCGGCAAGAAGCUCCGCAGAGCCCGGAGAUGAGGCGGGGCCUCGGACCCCGGCCCCUAGCGCUCUUUUUCUUCUUGCUGAAUCUGCUGGCCCGGCCAGGUGAUGGCAACCAGGGCAGUGUCGCUGGAAGCUGCUCCUGUAGUAAGAGAAUUCGUUCUGGCACCCUGGUGCCGCCUGCUACUGUGGAUCAUAUCCGAAAACACCUGAAAACAUACGAUCGCUGUCCAUUCUCCAUCAGGUUUCAGUUACCAUCCACGAGUGUGUGUGGAGGAAGCCAAGACGCGUGGGUUCGUGAAUUGGUAAGCUGCUUUGACAGCAAAGAGUGUGGAAACGGUCACGGGAAGAGUUUCCACCGCCAGGAGCAUUUGCCUCAUGCUAGCACCCGGACCCCAGUGGCCACGGAGGGGACACCUCCAGACACAAGCACCCCUGCAACGAUUCAGAGUACCCAGCAGUCCACUUUGCCACCUGGAACACUGUCCUUGAACAAUGAGCUCACCCACCACAGUGGAUCCACUGCCCUCACGUCAGGCUAUGAAACCACUGCCCUCACGUCAGGCUAUGAUCCCGAAGCUGGACCUGAGGCUGAGGCCAAUAAAAACCGGUCAGAGGGCAGCCAGCAGGAAGGACGGCCAGGGGCUUCAGCUGGCAUACAAGCCGCAGUACCGGUGGUGUCUCUCCUGGCCAUUGUUUUCCUUCUCAUGGCAGCCAUAGUCUACAUGCUGUGCAACAGGAGGAGAGUCAGACGGCAGAGCUCUGCAGAUCUGCAGCUCCAUUAUACACUUGUGAACCAAGACGCCAGCGCCUGAAGAACGGAAGCUUGAGAGAGAGGACUCGGGAGAUAGGUGGCAGGCUGGGCUCCAUCAGUGAACUGGACCAUCGUUCAUUCGUUCUUUCCUAUGCUGUUCUGAGACAAAGUACUGAGAUCACAAUCCAGGGCAGCUCUGAGUUGUUGAUUCUCUGCCUCUGCCGCCUAGGUUCUGGGAUUACAGACAUAAGUCACAUCUGCUCUAAUCUACUUCUGUAAAAAAUGUAUAAGAUUUUAGAGUUCUGUUUUGUUUAGCCAGGCUCUUAUUUAGUCCAAGCCUGCCUCAAAUUCCCUAUGUAUCUGAGGAUGACUAUUGAUUCUCCUACCUCCACGUCCAUAGUGGAUUACACACUUGCUAAACACCUUUUUUUUUUGAGAUAAAGUUCUCUAUGUAACAGCCUUGGCUGUCCUGGAACUCGCUUUGUAGACCAGGCUGGCUUCAAACUCACAGAGAUCCACCUGCCUCUGCUCUUCAUGAUUAAUAAUAUAUGAGCAGCCCCCGCCUCCCUUAGUCCUCUCCCCUGCUGCUAAUAAAAUGUACUAUUCUAAA